Paramuricea clavata is the source of this 10173-nucleotide messenger RNA. The record is from the annotation of a GenBank genome assembly. Lineage: Eukaryota; Metazoa; Cnidaria; Anthozoa; Malacalcyonacea; Plexauridae.
UUUAAAAUGUUCUGAGGCUCCUGAUGAACCUGAAUCUGUAUCAAAUGAAACUCUUUAUCAGCUCAGUUGUUUUAUUGAUAAAGGUAGGCUGCAUGCUGAAGAAGGCAAUAUUGGAUCAUGUGUUGCUUGUGUCAGGUCAUACGAGAAUUUAUUUUACGACCAACCAGAACAAUCGGACCUCGCCAAAGGGAUGCACUCAGCGAAAAUUGACGUUGUCGUUUUGUAGAGGUUUUUUCAAGUAACUGUAUGAGAGUUAUUGGAAAUCGUCUUGAAUAAAAAGCUGUCUCUAUUAGAGAGAUGUCUGUAUUAGAGAGGUGUCUGUAUUAGAGAUGUGUUCGUAUUAGAGAGGUGUCUGUAAUAGGGAGAUGUUUGUAUUAAAGAGGUGUCUGUAUUAGAUAGGUGUUCGUAUUAGAGAGGUGUCUGUAUUAGAGAGGUGUUCGUAUUAGAGAGGUGUCUGCAAUAGAGAGGUGUCUGUAUUAGAGAGGUGUUCGUAUUGGAGAGAUGUCUGUGAUAGAGAGGUGUUCGUAUUAGAGAGGUGUCUGUAUUAGGGAGGUGUUCGUAUUAGAGAGGUGUCUGUAUUAGAGAGGUGUUCGUAUUAGAGAGGUGUAUGUAAUAGAAAGGUGUACUGUAUGUAAUAGAGAGGUGUUCGUAUUAGAUAGGUGUCUGUAUUAGGGGGCGUUUGUAUUAGGGAGGUGUCUGUAUUAGAGGGGUGUUCUUAUUAGAGAGGUGUUCGUAUUAGAGAUGUGUCUGUAUUAGAGAAGUGUUUGUAUUAGUGAGAUGUGUAUUAGAGAGGUGUUUGUAUUAGAGAGGUGUUUGUAUUAGAGAGGUGUCUGUAUUAGAGAGGUGGCAUAUUAGAGAGAUGUCCGUAUGUCCUGUUUAAUACAUAUACAAGUACAUAUUUAAUCGAAUUUUUGUUAUUCUUUUUAGAUGUCAAAUAUCUUCAUACUGGGUUAAAAAAUGUAAGUUGUAAGUUGUUGUUCUAUUUCACGAGAGUACCUUGAGAUAACUUAACGAUGUUGUGUUACAGCGUCUAACAGAAACAAUUCAUAAAAAUUCUGCAACACUUGGGCGAGACGCUGACUAUACCAAAUCGGUGAGUAGUGAUAUGACGAAUUUCUCAACCAAUUGAUCAUAGUUGAAAUGCUAUUUUGUUAAAUGUGUGUUUGGUGUUGUAUUCGCAGAAUGUUUUAAAUUUUUAUUUCAGUCUCUCAUCAGCCGUUUACCAGCUUAUCUGUCCAUACAAUUUGUUCGUUUCUAUUAUAAAGAAAAAGAAAAAAUAAACGCAAAGAUAUUAAAGGUACGACAAUGUGUACAUAUGAUUUUGAAAGACAUUUUUAAGUGCCAUGUAGUAACAUAUUUUUUGACAUAUGGUUUUCUAACAAGCUUAUUUUUGUAACAAUAAAUGCUUCCAAUAAUUUUUUUCAUAUAUUCAUUCACUGGCCUUUUAGGACGUCAAAUUUCCAUUAACUCUGGAUGUAUACGAGCUGUGCCGUCCAGAACUUCAACAAAAAUUAAUUCCGAUCAGAGACAGAUUUAAAAUUAUGGAUGACAAGAAACUCGAGGAAGAAAAGGUACAUUUCUACCAUGGUCAGAUUUUUAGGGGAAGUGGGGGAAGGUGCGCACCUCCCCUGAGAUCGUUUUGUAUCUCCCCUGAGAAUUUUUGCAACUCCCCUGAAACGUCAUGCACCUCCCCUUGGGGAAGUUUCAAUGAUAGAUCAAAGUGAAAAUUUCACAUUUUUUGGUUGCUUAGGGUCUACACUUCGUAAGAAAGUUUUUCUGUAAAAUUGAAACAGUGAUAUUCAUUCAUCUCUGUGUCAAGUGCUCUGUUAAUGCAAAGUUUUGAAAGAAACUUUGUAGUAAUUGUAAUAAAGGGCAAAAUUGGAUGAGUUGUACAGUCGUAAUUCAUUAAUACACUGAUACAUAUGUACACUACAUGCAUACGUCACGUCGUUGACUUUGGCCCGUUCUAAGCCCUAACUUUCCAUGGGGGUCCUGAGCUAGACCGCUGCACCUCCCCUAUGUACCUGCACCUCUCCCACCUCCCCCACUACAGUAUUUCCACCCAAAUCCGUUUUAAUUGGUUUGGGAACUGUAUGCAGUAUAUAUACAGUAUGAGUGAUGUUGAAUUUAGAAAGCAUCUACUUUUAGAAAGCAAAGCUCGAGGGAAAGAAAUCUGCCCAAGAGAAGAUGGACGUUGAUAAAGAGGAGAAAAAAGAAUACGAAUCUUAUUCGUUUCCAGAUGGUGAGCUAAACAUUUGACAUAAAUUUAUGACAGGGGCAUAAACACAGAUAUAAACUAUAGAUAUAAAUUUCACGUUCUGGUAGAAAAAGUGUAGGAAUUUUGUCCAAAUUGUUUUUGGCAUAGAUUCAAGAAGUUCGAAUUCCCCUUUCUCAGUACUUGAACCCAUGCAUGCAUAAACUACAGAAAUCUGAAGUUCAGUUUAUUUUCAUGCAAAUAUCCCAACUGUGCCUUAAUUGUGAACGCAGUACGAUAUCACAUUGGGCAUGCUUCAUAACGAGCUUUUAAUCACCAGGAUUUGUGUAUAUGAAAGAUCAUUACAAAAGAUCUUUGUAGGUGCUUAAGAUUGCAUUGUCUAAAUAUAGACAAUUUUUUUGCUAUCAGCAGAGAGUUCAUUGCCUGUACAUACUAUUAAGAUUGAAACACCAUAGUUUGAUAUACAAAUAUUGAUACAUCAGUUAUUAUAAGACAUGCUUAAUAGUUGCCUGUUAGCAAAUUCUGUGUGAAAAAGCGAUUCAAGCGUAUCUUUGUAAUUAGCUACUUUAAUAUUCUUUAUUCUGUGUGGGGUCCGUAUCAAUGUUCCAUAGACUUUGUUUAUAUGUCGUUAGAAGAGUUUGUAUAUCAUUUUUGGUACUGUAUCAUUUUUGAAAUUUGUAUAAAGAUUUUUAUUGCUGGAAAUUUAUCGCCUAAAUAUAGCACGAAGAUUACUCGAAUAACUGUGCAAGUGGUUUUCUAAAUUAAGGAAAUUGUGUCGCCAAUUGUGGUAAACACAAAACUAUUGUGUGGGUUGAUUAUUGGUAUUCGGAUAUGAUGAAGAUGUAUUUAUGGCAUAUUUUGGUGGGCUGUUGACAUUAAGGGAGUGUGUUCGAAUGAUUCGAUCAGUUUACGUGAUGCUAUAUGUGGUGAACACAACUGAAGAAGAUAUAUCAAUCUGUGUAACACAAAGCUAGCUUACAGAGAGAUAGCCGAAGCCUUUCUUACAAAUAGACGCUGGGGACUGUUUCAAAUUAAUUGGAAUUGCUUAAUUACCCAUUCGUAGCGAGCUUAGCUGAAGAAACUGUUUACGAACACAAUUACUUAUGAUUUCUGUGUAUACUCGUUGUUCGAAGAAACUAUAGCAUUGACACACUGGUGAUUAAUUUACUGUGCAAUUUAAAUCGAUAAUAGAACAUUUAAAUUGAGAAUAAUCGAAAAGUGUGUGGAGUGGCGUUUAACUUUGUAACCUUUCUUUGAGUGGCGUGGUCAAGUGUUUCAUAAAAACACUUCUUUGGAUAACAUUUCCUAAAGAGGUUUUCUUCGAGAAAGACUUCUUUAACUGGUGAUAUAAAUAUAUGCUGAGUACUUUUCAUAUACCUUCAUUGGCAACUACAAUCUACUAAAAUUGCAAGUGUCUGUACAAAGUACCAAGGUUGUUCUCUCUGCAAAAGUCACAGUUAUAAAGUAUAGGCGAAAACACUAAACGAAAAGACGAGAAACUUGAGAACAAUGUUUACACUUUUCCUUUGCAUUAUUUUAUUGCUACUAUUCUGGCGCUUUCUCUCUUUCUAUUGGUCGUCUUUCACGACACGUGAUCUCCCUCCUGGACCGUUCCCACUUCCGCUUUUGGGAAAUCUGCAUCAGAUUGGUUCAAAUGCCCACGUGACUUUGGCGAAACUUGCCGCGAAACACGGUGACCUGAUGACAGUCUUCUUCGGGAGCGAACGUGCUGUUAUCGUGAGUAGCUCGGAUAUGGCUCGAGAAGUCCUCGUAAGGCAAUCGUAUAUAUUCGGUGGCCGACCGUUGAACCUACCGUACGUGGCAAUAUUGUUAAGCCAUGGUGGAAAAAACAUCGCAUUUCGUGAAGACAUGUGUCCACGUUGGAAAAAACAACGCAAAAUAUUUCACGCAGCGGUGAAAAUGUUUGGUAGUGGCUUGUUACCGCUUGAAAAACAAGUUUGUGCCGUUGUGGAAGAUCUCACAACUUCUCUUGAAGCACAUACUGGUGCCCAAAGGGAUAUCGCUCACGAUUUGUUUCUCUGCGUAGCCAAUAUUAUAUGUGCUAUGACGUUUGGUUCUAAAUAUAGACAUGAUGACCCCGAGUUUAGUAUUCUUAUGAAAAAUUUCGAUGUUGUGCAAAGCUUCGUCGCCCCUGGUAACCUGAUUGACAUGAUCCCGUUGCUAAGACAGCUGCCUCUGAAGCGUGUUAUCGAACUAAAGUCCGCUAUCGGUCUCUUGGAUACGAUCGUUUCACGAAAGUACCACGAACACACCUCCAUGAAAGUUGAUAAAAUCCAAGACUUUACCGAUGCUUUACGAAAGCAAUACGAAAAUGACGUAAUCGAUGGUACGAGUGAUGACGUAAUUUUAAGCGAAGAGGAAAUUAUGCUAAUAAUAACUGAUAUGUUUUUUGCGGGCAUCGAAACUUCAAGCUCGUCCAUAUUAUGGGGUGUUUUCUACUUGGCUUUAUACCCAGACAUACAAGACGAAAUAUACAAUGAGAUGACGCGAAUUCUAGAUCCCGAUACCCCUCCGAGAUUUUCCGACCGCCACCGAUUGCCGUUGCUAUGGGCAACCGUUACAGAAGUUUUUCGAUGUGGAUCUAUAGUACCGUUGCUUCUUCCUCAUCGUACGACUACAGAUGCAUCGAUCAACGGCUUCCGCGUCCCAAAAGAUACCACUGUCCUGGUAAACGCGUUUGCAAUUCAUAACGAUACCCGAAUUUGGGAUGACCCGCACGUCUUCAGGCCAGCCCGAUUCUUGGAUGAAAACGGAAAUUACUCGUCCCCACCCCCCUUUGCGUUUUACCCCUUCUCCGCGGGAAAGCGAGUCUGCGUCGGUGAAAUUCUGGGAAAGAUGAUUGUAUUCGUGACGAUUGCCCGGAUGGUGUAUAAUUUUCGUUUGGCGAUGGUUAAUACCGGGGAUCUGGGAGCUAGCGAAGCGAACGCGGCUUCCAUUCGUAAACCGAAACCUUUUAAAGUUGUUCUUGAAAAGCGAAAAUGAAAAACAAGGAACUUGUCGUUUAUAAAACUAAAAUAUCAGCAAAAAUACUUAAAUAUAUAGCACAUGUUAUUGCAAUACAAUCCAGUACAAUAAUAUCACUGGCGAAGCUAGCCAUAUAAACAGGUCAUGCGAUGCAAGUUUUGGUGAUUUGCAUCAUUUAAACCUUUAGAAAUUUAUUGUGGUUAACCGGUUUAGAUGCGGUUUUAUUAGCAUAGCAUGCAUGACCAGCUUCCAUGGCUAGCUCGCCACAUAAAUUGGACACUCCAUGUACAGUAUGAAUGCCUUACUUCUCUAUAUUACAAUUAUUUUAUUAAUCUAAAAUUUACUAUUAAUAUUUAAACUGAUCGAAAAGUUACUGUUUUGAAAAUGUUCAAUGCCACACAGUUUGAAUGUAGUGUCUAAAUUGUUGCGUAAAAUAAGUAUGUUAUUUAGACUUUGCGUGCAUAACCUACGGCAAUCUGAAGUUUUUUCAUGCAAAUAUUCCGACUGUGCCUUAAUUGUGAACGCAGUACGAUAUCAUAUUGGACAUGCUUCAUAACGAGCUUUCAAUCACCAGGAAUUAUAUGUAUGAAAGAUUAUUACAAAAGAUCUUUGUAGGUGCUUAAGAUUGCAUUGCCUAAAUAUAGACAAUAUUUUUUUUUGCUUUGCAGAGAGUUCAUCGCCUUAUCUGUAAUGUAGUGUAUACAUACUAUUAAGACUGAAACACCAUAGUUUGAUAUACAAAGAUUGAUAACUCCUCAUACAGCAGUUAUUAUAAGACAUGCUUAAUAGUUGCCUGUCAGAAAAUCCUGUGUGAAAAAGCGAUUCAAGCGUAUCUUUAUAAUUAGCUACUUUAAUAUUCUUUAUACUGUGUGUGGGUUGAUGAUUGGUAUUCGGGUUAUGAUAAAGAUGUAUUUAUGGCAUAUUUUGGUGGGCUGUUGAUAUUAAUGGAGUGUGUUUGAAUGAUUCGAUCAGUUUACGUGAUGGUAUGUGAUGAACACAACUGAAGAAGAUAUAUCAAUCUGUGUAACACAAAGCCAGCUUACAGAGAGAUAGACGGAGCCUUUCUUACAAAUAGACGCUCUGGGGACUGUUUCGAAUCAAAUUAAUUGGAAUUGCUUAACUACCCAUUCGUAGCGAGCUUAGCUGAAGAAACUGUUUACGAACACAAUUACUUAUGAUUUCUGUGUAUACUCGUUGUUCGAAGAAAAUAUAUCAUUGACACCCUGGUGAUUAAUUUACUGUGCAAUUUAAAUUGAUAAUAGAACAUUUAAGUUGAGAAUAAUCGAAAAGUGUGUGGAGUGGCGUUUAACUUUGUAACCUUUCUUUGAGUGGCGCGGUCAAGUGUUUCAUAAAAACACUUCUUUGGAUAACAUUUCCUAAAGAGGUUUUCUUCGAGAAAGACUUCUUUAACUGGUGAUAUAAAUAUAUGCUGAGUACUUUCCAUAUACCUUCUGUGGCAACUACAAUCUACUAAAAUUGCAAGUGUCUAUAUAAAGUACCAAGGUUGUUCUCUCUGCAAAAAUCACAGUUCUUAAGUACGGGCGAAAACACUAAAAGAAAAGACGAAAAACGUAAGAACAAUGUUUACACUUUUCGUAUGCAUUAUUUUAGUGCUACUAUUCUGGCGCUUUCUCUCUUUCUAUUGGUCGUAUUUCACGACACGUGAUCUCCCUCCUGGACCGUUCCCACUUCCGCUUUUGGGAAAUCUGCAUCAGAUUGGUUCAAAUGCCCACGUGACUUUGGCGAAACUUGCCGCGAAACACGGAGACCUGAUGACAGUCUUUUUCGGGAGCGAACGUGCUGUUGUCGUGAGUAGCUCGGAUAUGGCUCGGGAAGUCCUCGUAAGGCAAUCGUAUAUAUUCGGUGGCCGACCGUUGAACCUACCGUAUGUGGGAAUAUUGUUAAGCCAUGGUGGAAAGGACAUCGGAUUUUGUGAAGACAUGUGUCCACGUUGGAAAAAACGGCGCAAAAUAUUUCAUGCAGCGGUGAAAAUGUUUGGUAGUGGCUUGUUACCGCUUGAAAAACAAGUUUGUGCCGUUGUAGAAGAUCUGACAACUUCUCUUGAAACACACACUGGUGCCCAAAGGGAUAUCGCUCACGAUUUGUUUCUCUGCGUAGCCAAUAUUAUAUGUGCUAUGACGUUUGGUUCUAAAUAUAGACAUGAUGAUCCCGAGUUUAGUAUUCUUAUGAAAAAUUUCGAUGUCGUGCAAAGCUUCAUCGCCCCUGGCAACCUGAUUGACGUGAUCCCGUUGCUAAGACAGCUGCCGCUGAAACGUGUUAUCGAACUAAAGUCUGCUAUCGGUCUCUUGGAGACGAUCGUUUCACGAAAGUACCACGAGCACACGUCCAUGAAAGUCGAUAAAAUCCAAGACCUCACCGAUGCUUUACGAAAGCAAUACGAAAAUGACGUCAUCAAUGGUACGAGUGAUGACGUAAUUUUAAGCGAAGAGGAAAUUAUGCUAAUAAUAACUGAUAUAUUUUUUGCGGGCAUCGAAACUUCAAGCUCGUCCAUAUUAUGGGGUGUUUUCUACUUGGCUUUAUACCCAGACAUACAAGACGAAAUAUACAAUGAGAUGACGCGAAUUCUAAAUCCCGAUACGCCUCCGAGAUUUUCCGACCGCCACCGAUUGCCGUUGCUAUGGGCAACCAUUACAGAAGUUUUUCGAUGUGGAUCUAUAGUACCGUUGCUUCUUCCUCACCGUACGACUACAGAUGCAUCGAUCAACGGCUUCCGCGUCCCAAAAGAUACCACUGUCCUGGUAAACGCGUAUGCAAUUCAUAACGACACCCGAAUUUGGGAUGACCCGCACGCCUUCAAACCAGCCCGAUUCUUGGAUGAAAACGGGAAUUACUCGUCUCCACCCCCCUUCGCGUUUUACCCCUUCUCCGCGGGAAAGCGAGUCUGCCUCGGCGAAAUUCUGGGAAAGAUGAUUGUAUUCGUGACGAUUGCCCGGAUGGUGUAUAAUUUUCGUUUGGCGAUGGUUAAUACCGGGGAUCUGGGAGCUAAUGAAGCGAACGCGGCUUCCGUUCGUAAACCGAAACCUUUUAAAGUUGUUCUUGAAAAGCGAAAGUGAAAAACAAGGAACUUGUCGUUUAUAUAACUAUAAUAUCCGCAAAAUACUUAAAGUGGAAGUCAAAUCCGUUGUGCGCAUCGGUUCUGCUCAUAACAAUGUGAUGACCCUCUAAUGUUAACAUUGCCCAAAUUUCGAAUGUUUCGAAUUUUUCUGAACAUAAACUCUAUUUCAUAUUCAUUUAGAAGCAUAGCGAACCAAAAUGGUGUUAGUAUUCAGACAGUACAUCAUAUUUUAAAAAAUACAGCAGUUGAAAAUGGAAACAAACCGUUUGCUUGCAGUACGGGCUUGACUUCCACUUUAAAUAUAUAGCACAGGUUAUUGCAAUACAAUGCAGUACAAUAAUAUCACUGGUGAAGCUAGCCAUAUAAACAGAUCAUGCAAAUUUUUAAUUAUUUGGAUUAUUUAAACCUUCAGAAACGUAUUGUCUUUGACCUAUGUAGAUGCAGAUUUAUUAGCAUAGCAUGACUAGUUGCCAUGGCUAACUGGCCACUGAAUAAUAUAUAUUGGACAUCCCACGGUCUAAAUGCACUACUUCUUUACAUUACAAUUAUUUUAUUAAUCUAUUAUUUACUAUUGAUAUUUAAACUGAAUGAAAAGAAUUACUGUUUUGAAAAUGUUCAAUGCCACACAGUUUGAAUGUAGUGCCUAAAUUGUUGCAUAAAAUAAAUAUGUUAAUGAAAUGACCUUUGUCAAGACGUUGUGUUGAACGGAAUAUUUAUAAACUUCUACAUUUUUCGCUUCUUGACUGUACCUCGUUUCGCUUACCAUAUCGUAUACCAUAUACCUUAGCACACCAUACCCUAUAACAUAUCACACCAUACCAUUUCACACCGUACCACACAUGCCACUUCACACCAUACCUCAUCACACCAUACCAUUCAGUGGCGAAGCCAGUCCGAAAAUUUGGUCAUGCUAUGCAAAUUUUAAAUCAUCAUUCAGUUUUUAGGAAUUGAUUGUUUUUACGGUCUAUAAACACGGAAAUAUUUGCAUAGCAAUGAUAGCAUGACCAAAUUGUCGGGCUGGCUUCGGCACUGAUACCAUUUCACACCAUUUCACACCAUACCAUUUCACACCAUUUCACACCAUACCACACCAUACCAUUUCAUACCAUACCACACCACACCAUGCAUACCAUUUCACACCUUACCAUAUCACAUCAUGUCCUACCAUUUUGUACCAUACCAUUCCAUACCAUAUUAGACCAUGUCCUACCAUACCAUGCACACUAUUCUCUAGCAUUUUACGCCACACCAUACUAUAACAAAGCAUGUCCAACCAUUAUACACCAUACCAUACCAUACCAUACCAUACCAUACCAUACCAUACCAUACCAUACCAUACCAUACCAUACCAUACCACACCUUUACUAUACAGUUACAUCUUUCUUUCAGACAUUGGUUCAAACAACAGCGGACUAUAUGAGCUUCAAGCUGUUCUAACCCAUCAAGGACGUUCAUCGUCGUCUGGUCAUUAUGUCGCUUGGAUCAAAAGGAAUGAUCGUAAGCAAAAAGUGUUUUAAAUCUAUCGCAUGUCAGCAGUGAUGUAAUAGACAGGACAAUGAGUUUCCCGGAAUAAAAUUCCCUUUUUGCCCUUACACAUAUUAGCAAAAUUUGAAGCAAAUGAUUGCAGUAAGGAUUGAUUAAUCAACAUUCUAAUCUUAUAUUUUCUUACUUAAUCAUGAAGUGUUGAUUUCAGCUGAUCUACUAAUAAAGAAUAGAAUGCAUACCAUAAACAAGCAAACAAGUUAGUGUAGCAAUCAAUUUCUGACAAAACAUGAAAAAACAACUUACCCAAUUGGGCAACCAAGAGGCAACUUCUACUGUACUUGCCCAUAAUGAUAUAAUUUUACUUACCCGGGCAAGCAUUAAGUUACAUCACUGCUGUCAACAAAAUUUUGAG